Messenger RNA from Cebus imitator (Panamanian white-faced capuchin), 1105 nucleotides. Its product is annotated as putative serine protease 29. The record is from RefSeq and is a predicted model, not a curated record. NCBI's taxonomy places the organism in Eukaryota, Metazoa, Chordata, Mammalia, Primates, Cebidae. The transcript is spliced from 6 exons. Gene Ontology annotation, biological process: proteolysis. Gene Ontology annotation, molecular function: serine-type endopeptidase activity.
AUGGAGGUGUCUCCACGUGCAGGCUCCAGGCUGAGCUGCCUGGAGGGCAUCUGCAGGGUGGGCUUUGCCAAUCGUGAUGGGCACUGCCAUGGGUGCUGUCCCCUCCCUGACACCUGGGGGCGGCUCCCCGACCCCACCCUGACCCCGGGUCUGAGCCCCUAGCCCGCACUCCAUGCUGUCUCCCUGCAGAUGCUGCUGCUGCUCUUCCUGGCCAUCUUCUCCCUGGGGAGCUGCAGCUCCGGGAGCCCCGCGCCCGUCCCCGAGAAUGACCUGCUGGGCAUCGUGUGGGGCCACAACGUCCCCCAGGGGACGUGGCCGUGGCAGGUCAGCCUGAGGAUCUACAACUACCACUGGGCGUCCUGGGUGCACAUCUGCAGGGGCUCCCUCAUCCACCCCCAGUGGGUGCUGACCGCCGCCCACUGCAUCUUCCGGAAGGACACUGACUCGUCCACCUACCGGAUCCACGCCGGGGACGUGUAUCUCUACGGGGGCCGGGAGCUGCUGAAUGUCAGCCGGGUCAUCGUCCACCCCGAUUUCUCCGUCUUCUUCCUGGGGGGAGAUAUCGCCCUGCUGAAGCUGGCCACCAGCGUGAGGACAACAAAAACCCUCGCGCCGGUCGCCCUGCCGUCAGCGUCCCUGGGACUCACUGGAAGUGACAACUGCUGGGCCACAGGCUGGGGAAGGGUCGGCUUGUUCGAUACGCUGCCGCCUCCUUACCGCCUGCAGCAGGUGAAGGUCCCCACGCUGAGCAACGCAGACUGCGAGCAGCGGAUCCACGACGCUUUUCCUGGCGCUGGAGACAGAAAGUUCAUCCAGGACGACAUGAUCUGUGCUGGCCGCACCAGCCGCCACACUUGGAAGGGCAACUCAGGCGGCCCCCUGGUCUGCAAGAAAAGCGGUACCUGGCUCCAGGCCGGAGUGGUGAGCUGGGGAUUUUUCAGCGAUCGGCCCAGCAUUGGUGUCUACACGAGAGUCCAGACCUACAUGCCCUGGAUCCUGCAGCAAAUGCAUCUCUAAGCCCCCAGCCCCCCAGCUCCCCAGGGAUCCAGCUUCCUCCCCCAGGCCCCUCCGCUCCCUUGCCCCUCAGUCCCUUCCACCUUUUCAG